This is a messenger RNA of Neofelis nebulosa (Clouded leopard), 880 nucleotides long. RefSeq lists its product as uncharacterized. NCBI's taxonomy places the organism in Eukaryota, Metazoa, Chordata, Mammalia, Carnivora, Felidae. The coding region runs from base 25 to 696 and encodes 223 amino acids. The transcript is spliced from 2 exons. The record is from RefSeq and is a predicted model, not a curated record.
CCCAAGUCACCCCACUGUGGCACAAUGGUGUCACCGUCCGUUUUGGGGUCCAAUAUGUCCUUCCAAGUCAGCUACUCCGUGGGCCCAAGGGCGGCCUUGGCCCCGGAGGACUGCAGCACGGCGCGACGUACGCAGCAGCUCAGGGUGUGGUGGGUCACGGCGCAGGCGCAGCGCUCACUGUGCGUGAUGCGUCCCCUUGGGGCCCAGAGCCCUGGAGCGGAGAGGCGCUUGCGCAUCCCGGCUGACAUGCGCAGUGGGUGGAUCGCUGUACGUGACGGCUUCUCCAGGUUUGGGGCUUCGGCCUCUGGAGUCAGUGAUGGGAUCCAGGGCCUGGGCAGCGCCUUGUCGUUGUCCUUGCUUGCAGGCCCUGCAGUGGUCCUGGGUCGCGUAUCCUCGGGGCCGUUCCCUGAGGUGGUCUUGGGCGAGAAGAGGUGGAGGGACCGGCUUAUGAUGGCUGCCUCCUUCUCCAGGAAGCCCCCAUCUGGUUCUGCGCCGCUCGUCCUGCUGCGCAUGCCUGGGCACCCCCUCCUGCUUCUCAUCUGCCUUCGUCCGCAAGGGCCAGUUCCUUCUGCCCCGAAGAGUAUCCAGGAUUGCCUCACGCUCAUUCAGGUAGACAUCUGUGGAAAGAGGCAGCAGCAGUCGGAGUCCUUGACGUCAUCCCUGGCUCCGUGGAACGUUCUGGGUGGUGUAGCUUGAGACCCCGCUGUGUCUUCUCACGAUGGUGCUCUCUUAGCUGCCAGCUGUUCCAUGGCAAACCCUCCAGAUAAGUCCCUUUCUUGAUACCAACUACUGGUUCUCAUACAUCUGUCCCACGCACCAGUUGGGUAUCAUAAUAUCGUAAAGUCUCCUGAAAACUUCAUAAUAAAUGUGUUUGAUUUUU